This is a messenger RNA of Phragmites australis (common reed), 1646 nucleotides long. Its product is annotated as protein DETOXIFICATION 18-like. The record is from RefSeq and is a predicted model, not a curated record. Gene Ontology annotation, molecular function: xenobiotic transmembrane transporter activity; antiporter activity. Gene Ontology annotation, biological process: xenobiotic detoxification by transmembrane export across the plasma membrane. The transcript has 7 exons. Gene Ontology annotation, cellular component: membrane. NCBI's taxonomy places the organism in Eukaryota, Viridiplantae, Streptophyta, Magnoliopsida, Poales, Poaceae. Bases 115 to 1596 code for a protein of 493 amino acids.
CGAGCUUCAAGAGCUAGCAAACACACCCCUCCUCCAAAGCGAGCUUAGCUUCGCUUCACUUCAUCGCAGAGCAAGAGAGAGGGAGAAGGUAUAUGUCUAGCUAGCUAGCUAGCAAUGGGUGAGGAGGCAGCUGCGCCGUUGCUCGGCGGUCUCCACCUCCAUGGGGAUGGAGAUGGAGGCAAGAAAGAUCACGAGGAGCUGCCCGCGACGAGAAAGAAGAGGCGGUGGUGGUUGGUGGAGUGGGACGCGGAGGAGGCGGCGGGGCAGCUGGCGUUCGCGGCGCCGAUGGUGGCCACCAGCAUGGCCUACUACGCCAUCCCGCUCGUCUCCGUCAUGUACGCCGGCCGCCUCGGCGACCUCGAGCUCGCCGCCGCCACCCUAGGCAACUCCUGGGGCACCGUCACAGGCAUCGCGCUCAUGACUGGACUGAGCGGGUCUCUGGAGACGCUAUGCGGGCAGGGCUAUGGCGCCAAGGCGUACCGCAUGAUGGGCGUGUACCUGCAGGCGUCCAUCGUCACAUCUGCGCUCUUCUCCGUGCUCGUCUCCCUCCUGUGGCUCUACUCGGAGCCGUUCCUCGUCUUCCUCCGGCAGGACCCCGAGGUCUCGAGGCUGGCCGCCGUCUUCCUCCGCUACAUGAUCCCGGCGCAGUUCGCCUACGGCUUCAUCCAGUGCACGCUCAGGUUCCUGCAGACGCAGUCCGUGGUCAUGCCGCUCGUGGCGUUCUCGCUCCUGCCCCUGGUGCUCCACGUCGGGAUCACCCAUGCUUUCGUGCACCACCUCGGGCUUGGCUUCGCCGGCACAGCCAUGUCGACGUCGGUGUCGCUCUGGCUGUCCUUCCUCAUGCUUGCAGCCUACGUGAGGUUCUCGGAGAAGUUCAGGGACACCUGGGGGGGCUUCACCACCGAGGCGUUCCGGCACGUCCUGCCUGGCAUGAAGCUGGCCAUCCCCUCUGCAGUGAUGAUUUGCUUUGAGUACUGGUCGUUCGAGCUACUGGUGCUAUUUGCCGGGCUCAUGCCGCAAUCUCAUCUCAGUACUUCCAUCAUUGCAAUGUGCGAAAACACUGAAGCGAUAUCAUACAUGAUCACCUAUGGGUUUGCCGCCGUUAUCAGCACAAGGGUGUCGAAUGAGCUGGGAGCUGGGAACAUUGCCAACGCGAAGAAGGCGCUCACCGUGUCACUCGCGCUCUCCCUGCUUCUGGGGGUGGUAUUUCUUCUGCUCUUGUGCCUUGGCCAUGAUCUGUGGGUGAGUCUGUUCAGCAACAGCGAGAAGGUGGCAAGCGCGUUUGCAUCAAUGACGCCAUUUCUCAUCGGGUCUGUGGUGCUGGACUCCACACAAGGGGUCUUGUCAGGGGUUGCAAGAGGUUGUGGAUGGCAGCACUUGGCAGCAUGGGCCAACCUGGUGGCCUUCUACAUAGUUGGCUUGCCCCUCUCUGUCCUGUUUGGAUUUAUGCUUGGGUUUCAUACCAAGGGGCUGUGGAUGGGUCAGAUAUGUGGCCUCCUCUGCCAGAACUGUGUUCUGCUGUUCAUCACCCUGCGAACCAAGUGGGAAAAAUUAGACCUGACCAUGAUCAAUAACGAGAACGGUUUUGUCUGCUAAGAAUUGAAAACAGCAUGCUAGUUUCUUAUCAUGUAAUUUUGCUUGCGUUG